This is a messenger RNA of Didymodactylos carnosus, 9565 nucleotides long. The record is from the annotation of a GenBank genome assembly. NCBI's taxonomy places the organism in Eukaryota, Metazoa, Rotifera, Eurotatoria, Philodinida, Philodinidae.
AUGGCAAACAAAUUAGAUGAACACCAACAAAUAAUAGAGAAUGCAGACACUGCCGUCAAUAUCAGUCUUGUACAACAAUCGGCACACAUACCAACAACAAAAAUUGGUGGACGUGGCUCGGUAUUUCGAAAAAGACGUCGAGCAACUGUAAAUAGUGUAUCAAAUCAAAAAGCAUUUGAAAAUAAACUAAAACAAUAUCGUUCACAAUUUGCUCUAAAUGAUAAUGAUUACUGUGAUAUAACAAUUUUACACGAUGAUGGUACCAUUGAAAUAUUAAAAUCUGUUCGUGUACAUUCAUCAGGAUCCUUAAACAUUAACGAAUUUACAGCAUCAAAUAAUGCCAACAAGUGUCAAACACUCCAUCUAAAUGAUUUUGAUAGAAAUUAUUGGCAUAUAUUAUUUGGACAUGAUACUGAGGAUAUUAUCGAACUUAUGCAACGAUGUCAACACCAAUCAAUCGAAGAUACACCACAAUUUACUCAUAAUAAUAACGAUAAUUAUUAUCAUCAACAAAAACCUUAUAUAAGGUAUUCAGAUUCUAUAUCAAAUAACUAUUAUCAAGAAUUACAAAGAGGACGAUAUCAUUAUCAACAACCAAUGAUUCAAAGACAUCCAUUUUCACAGUCGAGAUAUUCGUCAGCUUAUCAAAACUAUCCAUAUUUAUAUAAUACCAAUGAUUACGUUAAUCCGUAUGUAGAUGAGAAUAAUCUAUCGAGUCAACAAAAAAAUGACAAUAAUGCACAAGACAGUAAUAAUAUUACCAAAUCGAAAAAAAAACGACGGAAGUCAAGAUUACUAGAAUCAAAUACAAUCACUGUUAAUGAUGAUUUGACAAAAGAUUCUUCUAGCGAUAUCAUCAUUACUCAUACAAAUCCAUCGACUACUAACGACAUAGAUAAUUCAAUUAUUAAACGAAAACAAAAACGGAAGCCCAAAAUACCUUCUGCAGAACCACCAAUAACAACAACAACAACAGCGCAGUUAAUCAAUACUUCUAUACCGUUUCAAAAUGAUUUAAAUGAAAACAGUUCGAAAGUGAAUAAAAGACGAAAACGAAAGCCAAGAUCUAAAGUCAUUGAGACAAAGACUACAACCGAUGUAAAAGACAUUUCUCCAUCUAACAAUAAUAAUAGUAAUAAUGAUCAAUUACCAAACGAAACAUUGUCAGCUCUAAAUGUGUCGAGAAUAUUAAACAAAAAAUCAAAACAAAGACGUAGAAGAAAAAAUUUUGAUUCUUCCAACCUUCUCGAACCAGUUACAAUUGUAAAAAAUGAACUACCAGUACCUGAUAACACAAACAAAUCUUCUGAAUUACCUUUAUCUGACAAUAUAAUACAAUCAGAUACCUCUCAGCAUCCAAUGCUGGUGACAGAUCAGUCGAAACCAAUACAUGUGAAUAAAAGAGGGCAAUGUAAAGACAUGCCACAUACCGAGAUUAUAAUCGAUAAUCAGCAGACUCUAUCUUCGAUGCCUGAUUUAUUAGAAUCUACAGACAACGUUAAAGUUCGAAAACGUCGACAACGCAGACGCCGUAAAUCAAAAAUCAAUGAGCCAGAAAGUACAAAACAAUUAGAUGCUAAUAGUAUCGGUCUAAAUUUGUCUAAUGAAGUGAUGAAUGAGCAAAAUUCACCAUCAGCUAUUGAAAUCAAUAUUAAGUCGACCAAAAGAAGAAAACCGUCGAGAAAAAAACCUGUAAUAAUUGAGUCUUCUCCUACAAUGCAGUACAACGAUCAACGUAUAACAACACCACAACCAAACGCAAUUGAUAAAAAACAAACUAAAACACCGAAAUCGGCGAAACAAAAUGUGAUCAUAUCUGACGACAAUUAUCAAACAUUAAAUACUGUUUCGGUUACGCUGACUGAUGGACAAUAUAAUCAAUCUAAAACUGAACAUUUGACUCAUAUUACUAGUCCUAGUGAUAAUCCAUCAGAGUUAAUUAAUCUUUUAUCCAAAAAUACAAUAAUAAAUGAUGACAAUUUUGAAAAACAGCAUAAUAAAAGAGUAGAAAACAAACCAACUGUCGAAGAUAAAAACAGCUCUAGUACCGCUAUCAGUACUACUCCUAAUAUGACUCAACAGAAAAAAGAAGAUAAAAUAGAAAGUCCAACGAAAUGUAUAGUAGUAGAACAACAAAAAGAUGAGGAGGAAAAAUGCGGUAAAAAUAAAAAUUUAAAAAUAGAAAAAGAAGAAAAAGAACGACAAAAGCGGAAUAAUGAAGAAAAACUUUUAGAAAAACCAAAUAUGUCGUCGUUGUCGUCAAUGUCUGAAAAAAAUAAUAAUAUUUCUAUUCCACAUGAUAAUAGUCGAACGAUGGAAAUUUUAAAGCAGAACAAUAAAGACGGGAAUAAUAAUAUUCAAUGCGAAAAAAUAGACGAAGAACAACGAGUAGUUGUAUCUGCUGAACAGACAAUUUUUUUUCAAAAUAAUAAUUCCAAUACACAGAACACCACUAUUUCUAUGUUUGAUGAACGAGAACAACAUCAGCAAAGCAAUACGAAUAGUCUUACCAAUAACGUUGUUAGUGAUAAUCAAAAUACAGAUAAAAAAACUUCCAUCCCGCAGCAAUCAAAUAUCAAUAACGACACCACAUAUGACACUGUUACAACAAAGCAAUCACAGUUUAAUAAUGAUUUUAUUUCAAAUGAGAAGAACGAGCCGAUAACAAUGACAUCAACAUCGACAGUAAAAAGAAACAAUAAUACAACAAUAAAAAAUAAGUAUGACAGUGAAUUGAAAACAGAAAAUGAAACCAUGGAUGAAGAAUCAAGUAGUAAUGCUAAAAAAUCCUUACAAAUUUCUACUUCUGAAAUAGCAAAACAAUCAAUUGAUGAUGCACGAUCCGAUUUCGAACAACUACCUAGUAAUUUACAUGUGUCGUCAACUGAAUCUGAGCAGGAACAUAGUAAGAAAGGUCGAAGUAAAGUAAAAUCUAAACCAUCGUCUACAGUUGACGCUAAAGUUGCUUCGUUAAUAUCCUCUGAUCUUUCUCUUUCACCUCGCACACCCUCGUCGUUACCACAAAGUCCCAAAACAACAACUAUCACUAAUAUAUCAAAACGUUUACCAUCUACGUCUGUUGAGGUAUCUGUAGCUGAUAUUUUGUCAAAUGAUGAAAAGCGUGCUUCUGUUAGUGUUAAAGACAAUGAUAUAGAUCAACCAACAUCAGGAGUAAUGAAUACUCACCACCAUUUUAAUUCAUCAAUACAACAACAAAAUAAAACGAUACCUACUGGUCCUAAUCCAGAGCAGGAAACAUCUCAAAUGGGAAAAAAUAUGGAUUUAAAUGAAGCCAGUAGAGAACUAGCUCGUCUACUACAUAUAGGCUCCCCAUCUUCUUCCAACAACGAGAGAAGGCAUUCAACCUACGUUAAAUUGGAUGAACGAGUAUUUGUUAACAGUCAUUUAAAUCCGGAUGCUACUACUUUCAAACCGUUAACCAUGUCUCCGACAUACCGUUCUGAAUUAGCUCAACACAAUCGACGGCCGCACGCCGAUUCACGCUUACGUUAUUAUUCAGAGUCAUAUCGUCAGCCUAGUAUUCGACCACUUUUACCAGAAUAUCACUCAUGGCAACAACAGCGAUAUAAUAGUAAUACUACCUCACAGUUAGGGAACUGGAAUCCGGCGUGGCAUCACCAUCAGCACCAACAACAUCCAAAAGAUCGCUCGUUGACUAUUGGUGAUGGUAGUUCAAAUGAAUACUCCAGUGUACCAGCUUAUCAUUCACGAAAUAACACGGGAAAUUAUCCCUUAUAUUCUCCAUUGUCAAAAUAUAGCGAAUAUGAUUACGACUAUAGUGACACAUCAUACAGAAAUCGUCAACGUACGUAUUCCGGUAAAACAUUUGUAUUUCCAGCAGCUAAACCAUCAUCGUCUACCUCAAAAAAAAGUGAAUCACAGAGAACACGUUCUCAAUCUGGACCCGGUGCUCAUCAACAUCUCAAUGGCGUCCAUUCACUCACACGCAUUAUGGUUGAUGUCUUGAAAAUGAUUUCAUAUUCACCAAGACAAACACCAUCACCUGGUCCGCAACAAGUACCGACAACUCCAAAGACGGGAUCGGCGUCAUCGUUAUUGAAACAUUACACGCCAUAUCAACACAAAUAUCAAUAUCGACCAUCAUAUUAUUCAAAAAGAGUGGUACAUCACGAAUCAUUAGAUCAGGAGGACGUUUUCGAGGAAUUACCAUCAAACCAGAAGCAAGAGCAUACAUCUGAUGAAAUACCAGAUGUAUCGCAAAAAAUAAAUGCUUCUGCACAAUCCUCUAUCGUACAGGAAAAAGAUGUAUUCAACGAUAGAAAACAAGCAUCAUCUAAUGAGCCAGUAUCUACAUUUCGGACACAAAAUGAAAUAUUGACAAAAACCAAUGAUUCUGAUGAACAUAGUAAUUUUAAAUCGACUAACGAUUUAGAAGAUAAAAAUAAAAAGGAUGAUGUUUGUACAUCAAUAGCAACAGCAGAACAACAACGUAUACCAUCCACGAUAGUUGUAGAUGAACAACACAAUUUUUUUAACAAAAACGAUACAAAAACGCCUGUUAGUCAAAUGAAUGAUACUGCAGAACCUGCCACAGAACCAACAAAAAAAAAUAUUGAAUGCCAACACGUGCAGCUGUUAGACGAGAAUUUAUAUGAUGAGAUUAAUAAUAGCAGUAAUAAAAGUAAUAAAAAUAAAAUGCAGGAAAUAACUACUUUAAAUAUAACACCUACGCUUGCACAACUGAAUGAUAAUGGUGAGAGGAGGAGAGAUGACGAAAAUCACACAACAUCUAAAAUAAAUGUCACAACAUCAGCUAUUAUGAAUAAUACCAACAGAAGUAAUGAGAAUAAUAAUAAAAAUUUGCAACUACUAGAAGAAGAAAAAUGGGAAAAAGAACAAGAAACGAAUCAACAAAAAAAAAUGCAAUCAUCAACAACGAAUAAAUACAGUCAGGAAGAAACAGAACAAGGAAAAAAAAGUCCAACAGAACAAGGAAAAAACGAAACUAGUAAUGUACAAAUACUAACAUUACUAAACAACAAUGAAAAGAAAAAAUCCAUAGACGAGCAUGCAAAUAACAAUAGCUUAAACAAUAUUAAUGAGCUUUUAAUAGAAAACGAAAAUUAUAGUAAGGAAAAAAGUGUAAAGGAAAUGAAUGAUAAAUCAGAAGAAAAAACUAAAACUAGAACAAAAGAUGAAUCACAACACUUUAAAGCAAUACCGAUAACCGUCCAUAGGAGUAGUACUAUUAAUAAUAAUGAGAAAAAGUCUAAAAAAUCUUAUGAUGAUAAAAUAAUUGAAGAUGCAGAUGAUAAUAAUAAAAAACAAUUGUAUAAUGAUACAGUGGACGAUGAAUUUAGUAAAAAAAAGAAUGUUUACGUAGAAUAUGGGAUGGACAAAAUUGUCGAAGGUGUAAGAGAAGAAGAAAAAGAACAGAAGAAAAAAAAUGAGACGAAAAAAAUUAUGCAUAACCAAAUAACGAUAGGUGAAAAAAUAAAGAAUCCAGAAAAAGACGAAAAAGAAGAAAAAAUAAUCGGAGAUGCACAAACAAAUUCUGAUUCAGUUAGAACAACACAAGAAAGCGUAGUUGAUGCGGCGCUGUCCGCAGAUCAUAUUAGUAAUGGACAACAAUCAUUUGAAACUACUUUACAACCAAAUAAAAUCCUAAAUAUUCAUUCAACGGAAAUUGAAAAUAAUAAAAACAACAUGGAUCAUCGUUUGACACAACAACAUCAACCGUACGAUAGUACAGUUCGCAUAAGUCGCUCAGAUACUCGAACAUCAGUAAAACCACAGCCUAUCGUCACAUCAUCAUCGUCAACUGUCGGCUCUCUCGUAUCUAGUACAGGCUCAGCUACAUUAGCAGCAAUCGAUAGUAAUUUACCACGGCAUUCAUUACAUAUUUACACAGCAUCUGUUACUAGUCCAACGCGGUCUACUCAUCGUGAACCAUCAUAUCCAUCACUUUCUCGUUUUCGUUCACCACCACCAAAUCAGGGCAGACAUUAUCUCGAUACUAGUGAUGAAGAAAUAAUAUUAGAAGAAAUCCUUGAGACGACCGAUAUUAAUCAUUAUCCAACAUUAAUAGAAAGGUGGGGUGAUAAACCAACAUAUAGAACAGAAGGUGAAUUAAAAAUCGAAGAAUUAGUAGAAUUUGAAGAAACUGAGCCUACAAUUAGCGAAGAAAUUGUCUACGAAUUAGUUUACGAAAAAAAUAAACUUCGCUCUUGUCGACAACUAGAUCGAUCAAGGUCAGAAUCGAGAAAUUUUCGUAAAAUACGUAAACGUCGUACCAAACGUAAGCGAAAACCAGGUGAGGAUUCAAUGACAACUGAUACCGAUGGAAAUUUAUCCGGUACAGUAUCUGAAUCAAGUUCAAGGCAAAGUUCGGCUGGUCGAUAUCGAGAUGAAUCAUCCUAUUACCAACACUUAUUUUCUAGUCCAGAUCGUUCGAAUCUACUGAAUAUUAAUGAUUAUUCUGGACAAUUAACGCCCACUGCAUCGACGAUAGACAGCAAUAUUACAUACUCUCGACCUCCAACAGAUACAACUGAAAAACGUCGAUAUGUUGAUGGUACAUAUGAUGUAAGAAAAACAUUGAUUAACGAGGAUACACAUUAUCCUCAUGAAACCCGAUCAAGAAAUGAAGCUAAUAAUAGAAAUAAUUUAAAUUCAAUAAUUUCUACUUCAACUAUCACUGACUCAAAUCUAAAUUUAAUUAAAAAUGAGGAGCCUAUUUCAAGCAUCUCUACAUCUAUUAAUUCGAAAAAGAACUAUAUAUCAGAAAUUGAGCGUUCAUCUACCCAACCAUCAUUACAACCCGCAAAAUAUGUACAAACAAGGACAAUAACAUCAUUUACCCAACCGUAUAUAAGUCAGAUACAAAUCAAUGAGUCAGAUUCAAAGACACAGCCACAUUCUACAAGCAUUGACGAUAAACAGGGUGGUUCGUUUGUUAGCAGAGUAUUUAGUAGCGGUGAGAGAGCAAAUGUUGUUACUGAAAGUGAAAUUGUUGAUCAAAAAGCGUAUGAUUUACUUGAACAAAUGAAGACUAUCCAAAAUAAAAUUGACAAUAUCACAAAUGAUAUUGAAAAUGAAGAUGACAUACUAAGUGUUGACGGCGAUGAAAUAACUGACAAUGAAGACUUUGGUCCACUACCGAUUAUCACUAAAGAACACGGAGUAACAAAAAUAACACUUUCAGCUUCGAAUGAAGACUUAUCUGAACAGUUUGUUGAAAAUGAAUCGUCAAAUCAAAUUGAUCGAAUAGCCAACGAAUUAGUUUCUAAAGCCACGAAUGACGCAUUAUUUGGGACCCAUCAUCGACCAGAAACUAUUGCGUCACAUCAAAUUCCAGUAAAUGUCGACGAAGUACUCCCAUCGGCUACCUGGGAUGAUCUAGUUGGAAUAACAUCUGUUACCCAUAAUCUGGAAGAACCUGCCACUAAAGAACAACCGGUUGAUAUUAUACCCAAAUCAAUAGGUGAAACUGAAGUAACCCAAGCGACCGUUACUUCAAAAUGGGAUGAUUUACAUACAGACAGGCCAAAAAAUGAAACAUCCGGAAAAGCACCAGUCGAAAUUAAAUUUGACCAACCAAAGCGUUCAGACAUUAAGCUGCAGCCAAAAACUAAAACUUUACGAAACAGUUCAGUCGUAUCAGGAGGAAAACAACCUAACGAAGAUGAAUCAUUUAACCAGUCUGGUUUACUUGACGCACUUAAGGAUGCUAUUUUAAAUGUUGGUGAAACGGUACAAACUACCAUUAAAACGUCAUUACCAUCGUUAAUAAUUGAACAAGAAGGCGAGAAUAAAGGAGAAAUAAAACUGUCCAAUAAAAUUGUACAACAGACAAUAUCCGAUGACUCGUCCAUACAACGAAGUUUAUUAAAAAAUGUGCAGAAAUCUCUCAAAGAUACGGCUUCUAGUGCGACUGAACAGAAUUUAAUCUCUGAUACAGCCUCGUCAACUCAAAGUAAAUCAAUUAUUGAAAAACAACAACAGUUAACAAAGGAUGCAACAAAUAUCGACGAAACAAUCGAUUCAAAUGGAAAGAAAUCAACGGUAACAAAUAUACAGACAGCCAACCUAGACUCGACAAACAAACUACCAUUGGAGAAUAAACAAGUAGUUGAACAAACGCAAUUAAGUCCAAUAAAAUCAGAUACCACUGAUGCAAUAAAAGGCCGACAAGAAGCCAUCAUUGACAAACUGCGACAAACUGAUGAUCAAACGUCUUCACCACAAAAAGCCUCAUCGCGAACCGACGAUGAAAAGCCAUUGCAAUCAUUGAGUCUGACUCAAGAAAAAGUAUUCAUUAAUGACAAACCGACAUUAAUGCGAGCAUCGUCAGAUACCACUGAUGAAGUAAAAGACGAACAUGAAACUAUUAUUGACAAACUUCGACAAAAGGCCAGUGAUACAGCACAAAAAGUGAUUGAUAGUAUCCCAUCAUUGACAAGUACAAAACAACCUUCAACAGACGAUUCUACUACCCAGAUCGAAACCAGCUCAGAGCCAUCUCAACCAGAACCAAGCCUGUUUGACAACGUUCGACAAGCGGUCAUUGCUCCACUGACAACAGCGUCUGAAACCAUACAGAAAGUAGUGGAUGGUUUACGUCCCACUUCUGACACCGAUGAGAAAACCACAGCACCACAAACGCUCCUUCAACAAACCGAAGAUCUUAAAGCUGAACCAAAGAUCGAUGGCUUGUAUGAAAUUGUCAAUAGCAUUAAUAACACAAUCGACGAGGUAAAAAGUAGAAAACCUGUGACACAGGUUGAACAAGAGCCAGUAUCGUCAGAUACCACUGAUGAAGUAAAAGACGAACAUGAAACUAUUAUUGACAAACUUCGACAAACCGACACAGCUUUACAGAGUUUACAUAUUACUGACAACAAAGCAUUAAAUGAUUCGCGAGAGAAUACGGCAUCAGUAGCAGAAUUAGGAAAAGUUAUAGAAGAAUUAGAGGAGGAAAUAUUACAACUGAAUGCGAAAGAUUAUAUUAAAACAAUAUCAUCUGGAAAGCGUGAUAAUGACAUAGAAAAUAUAGAUGAUGCGAAUAGAAACAUUUCAUCAAUCAAUGCUGUUGCUAUCGAACUACCAGUAACAGAUUUAGAACAAAAUAUUUCUGGUCAAAAUGAGAAACUGAAGGCUCAACAAGAAAUCCGUACUAUUUCUUCAAUUUCCCAAGAGCCGUCGAAGGCAUUGUCAGCGAUAGCGGUAACUUCAGAGCCAAUAGCAUCAGGAGCGGAGGUCAAACCCGUUGAAAAUAGUAGUGCAACAUUUUUCGUUCCUGAUAUUGAUACAGCAACAUCACCCGACGACGGAAUCAGAAAUUUGUGGAAACAUCGACAUUACGCACAUCAACAAAGUUUGUCACCUUCAAUAACAUCCCCAACAAUUGACAGUAGGCAAUCAUCGCCAGAAAUCCCUCGCAUUGAUAUAAAAUCAGAAUUUAGCUUUGACGAACAAAAAUUUGCCGAUAUACAGCCAACAGUUUACUUCGAACAACAGCCAAUAUUUGAUGAUACUACACUAGAUGAGCCGGAAUCAGAUGCUGCCAUUCCAUAUUAUGAGU